This is a messenger RNA of Poecilia latipinna (sailfin molly), 7057 nucleotides long. RefSeq names its product Rho GTPase activating protein 32a (gene arhgap32a). Gene Ontology annotation, molecular function: protein binding; GTPase activator activity; phosphatidylinositol binding. Bases 413 to 5362 code for a protein of 1649 amino acids. The record is from RefSeq and is a predicted model, not a curated record. The transcript is spliced from 23 exons. Gene Ontology annotation, cellular component: cell cortex; Golgi apparatus; nucleoplasm. Gene Ontology annotation, biological process: small GTPase-mediated signal transduction. NCBI's taxonomy places the organism in Eukaryota, Metazoa, Chordata, Actinopteri, Cyprinodontiformes, Poeciliidae.
UCCUCGAUGCUAGCGAAUGUAAUGAAUCAGCGCCUGCCUGCAAACCCUCACGCCUACAUCAAAUCUGGGUCCCUGGUUUGGGGAGAAGAGGAGGUGGAGGAGGAGGAAGAGGAGGGAGUAGAGAGAGAGAGAGAGAAAAAAAGCCACGGAAUCACUCGCCAGCCUCUCUUUUGUAGAGCGAGAUGCCGCACCUGGUCGCGGGCUUUCCUGCCAACACCAUCUACCUCAGAUGAUCAGCCGUGGCCUGUCUUUGAGUGACCGAGCGUCCGGGCUGCGUGGGUCUGCAGUGCGAUGCGAUGCUGGCUGGCAGCAUGCUUCCUAACCGAGGAGCCGAGCGCCGAGCAGCAUAGAGGAGGCGGCGGAGAAGAGCAGCGCGCGCAGUCGCAGCGGGCUGUUGCAGCAGGGCGGCAUCAUGGAAGCUGGAUGCGUGGUUGCCGCGGUGAUUGAGAAUGCUGCCUCAGGACCCCGGGGAGAACCAGGAAGUAGUGACGUCCUUGAGGGUGACCCGACCCCACCUGCUGACCUCGACAAAAACGAUGCCUUACCUCAAGCUACCAACAUUAAUUCUCCAGAGGAGAAGCAGCCACAGGAGACAUCCACUGCCGCGGUGAAGAGCGAUGACAUCACAGAACACCAGGCCGAGCCCCUCCUGCGCUCCUGCGUCAGCACGGCGAGUAUGAAGGUCAAGAACAUGAAAAAGCUAACGUUCCCCAGAGGUCACUUCCCCAGAUUGGCAGAGUGUGCCCAUUUCCACUAUGAGACUGUCGAUUUUGGCAACGUUCAGUUGGCCUUGGCAGAGGGGCAAAGCGAGGGACCGAAGCCCGGUCUGGACUCCAAAGAACUCGUCUUUCUCGUCCAGAUCACUUGCCAGGCUCGAAACUGGCUGGUGAAAAGAUCCUACGAGGAUUUCCGAGUGCUGGACAAACACCUGCACCUGUGCAUCUACGACCGCCGUUACUCCCAACUCACCGAACUGCCACGCUACGACACCUUAGAGGACACUGUUGAGUCAGUCACCACAAUGCUGACUAGCUACCUGUCACGCUUCUCUGCCAUCGCGGACAACAAAAUCAACUGUGGUCCUGUGUUAACAUGGAUGGAGAUCGACAACAAGGGCAACCAUCUGCUGGUUUCUGAAGAAGCUUCGAUCAACGUCCCCGCCAUCGCUGCCGCCCACGUCACCAAACGGUACACGGCUCAGGCCACCGACGAGUUAACCUUCGAGGUCGGGGAUAUUGUGUCUGUCAUCGACAUGCCGCCUAAAGAAGACACGGGCUGGUGGAGAGGGAAGCAUGGCUUCCAGGUCGGGUUCUUCCCCUGCGACUGCGUGGAGCUGAUAAACGAGAAGAUCCCACCCAGCGUUCAAAACUCAGUGCCAAAGCCAGUGUGCAAGAAGCACGGGAAGCUGGUGACCUUCCUGAGGUCGUUCAUGAAGUCUCGGCCGCCGCCGCAGAAGCUGCGGCAGCGCGGGAUCCUCAGGGAGCGAGUGUUUGGCUGCGACCUGGGGGAGCAUCUCCACAACUCAGGACACGACGUCCCGCAGGUCGUUAAAAGUUGUGCAGAGUUCAUCGAGAAGAUCGGCGUCGUGGAUGGGAUCUACAGACUCUCAGGGAUUUCCUCCAACAUCCAGAAACUGAGGCACGAGUUUGACUCUGAGCAGAUCCCAGACCUGAGCCGAGAACUGUUCCAACAGGACAUCCACUCUGUGGGCUCCCUGUGCAAGCUGUACUUCAGAGAGCUGCCCAACCCGCUGCUCACCUACCAGCUCUACGACCGGUUCUCGGAAGCUGUGUCUGCAGCCACAGACGAGGAGAGGCUGGUAAAAAUCCACAAUGUCAUCCAGCAGCUGCCGCCUCCUCAUUACAGGACGCUGGAGUACCUCAUGAGGCACCUUUCCCGUUUGGCCACCUUCAGCUCUGUCACCAACAUGCACACUAAAAACCUGGCCAUUGUCUGGGCGCCGAACCUCCUCAGGUCCAGACAGAUUGAGUCGGCCUGCUUUAGUGGCACGGCGGCCUUCAUGGAGGUGCGGAUCCAGUCGGUGGUGGUGGAGUUCAUCCUCAACAACACGGAGUCCCUUUUCAGCACAAAGUUAAAUUCUAUUUUAAGAGAAAGCACUGGUAACAACACCUUAUCAAGACCAAAGUCUCUUAUGGUUUGCUCCCCGUCCACAAAGCUGCUGUCUUUAGAGGAGGCCCAGGCUCGGACCCAGACGCAGCUCGGAUCUCCAGCCACAACCCCCUGCCUCUCCCACAGCGACUACAUCGAGGUCGGGGAGGGACCCGAAGCUCUACUGGGAAAAUUUCACACCGUCAUCGAACUGCCAAUGGAGAGUGGCAAGCGGCCUCUAGUGAAGUCGAAGAAGUCUCCUGUGGGGAACUGGCUGUCCUUUUUCCACCUGGGCAAGUCCCACUCCGUGUCCAAGCGUAAACUAAAGCGACACCCCAGUGAACCAAAUGAGAUAAAGAGCAUAGCACUGCCAGGAGGACGAGGAGAUAGCGGCACACUGCGGUCCACUAAAAGUGAAGAAUCUCUCACUUCUUUGCAAAAUUUAGGAGGAGGGCCUCCGAGUUACCGUCCCCUCAGACCUCGUUCGACCAGCGAAGCCGUUUCUGCCGCCAGCAGGGACGACCUGCACAACUCCAGAAACAAAGACGACCGCCGUGCUCACCAGCUGAACGACAGUAAACGCAGCGCCGACCGAGGCCGCGCAGCCGUUUCCCCUCACUACUCAGAGGACGACCUCGACCUUUCCCCGCCGGCUGCAGGCAUCUCGACCUUAGACUUCGACCCCAUGUCUUUCCAGUGCAGCCAGACUCCCGCGAUGCAUCGCGGCAGCAGGCGGAAGAAGAGCGCGGGGUGCCCCAACGAAUCUGAACCCGUCUCCUCCCAGAACAACGUCGGCUGCUCGCGGUCUCCGGACGACAGCCCGGUUCUGUGCAAAAGUGGAAAAAAAGUCGCCUUGAAGCACCUCUCGCCCAAAGUGAGGAAGAAAUCAUUAAAAAUGCUGGCAGAUGGUCAGACUCCCGUGCCUUCUUCUUCUCCCAACGUGGACAAGUGCGAGGCUUCGGCAGCAGACGGGAAACAGCCGAGAGCGUUGUUUCAGCACAGCAGCCCCAUCAACACGGCGAGUCAGGCGUCCGGCGUGACAGACCUCAGUCAGUCUGCCCAGAACCUCCCUGAUCCAGGAACAGAUAGACUUAUGAGUUCAGUCUCUGUUCUCCCUCCUCACCCUCCCUCGAUGAGUGCUGCGCGCAAGUUGGCUUUGGCCCUGGCGGAAUCUGCCCAGAAGGCCAGCAACGCGUCCCAAAGAAGAAGCCAUGCACACGACUGCAGGCCACAACGACCCUCCGUUCUUGACGUCAAAGUGCAUCCUCAGGAGUGCCGCGGUCCUCACGGUUCCCAGUGGCAAGCGGCUGCAGAGGCCCACCGCUGCCUUCACCCUGGCCAGUUCUCGCCUUCGCACCUCUACCCGGAGCCGCUGCAGGUUGCCGACAGUCAAGAAAGCGUGUGCAAUUUCACCCCUAACGUCAGCCCGCUCGGGUCGGGGAGUUUGGAGGAAGGCAGCACUGAAGGGAGGGAGCACAGAGAGGAACGAGAGUCGGAGGUCAAACAGGAACAUCACACUUACCAGAGUGUUGGAGUCUCGACGCCCUGCCAGCCUAUCGGCUCAGCAAGGAGCCCGCCAGCCUCUCCCGUGUAUGCCAACAUGGACUCUGUGGAUGCCUUUAACUUCAGAUCUGUCCUGGCGGAGUCGUCGAUGCCUGCCUCUAUCGAAGAGGUCUUCCCAAGACAGUUCCAGACCUCUUCGGCCCAUCCCUACAGCCCAGAGGACGACAGUCCUCCUGGCAUGCUUGAGGAUGUCUUCAGUAAUCACCAUCAUCAUCAUCAGCAGCAGCAGCAGUACCAUCACCGGCCGAUUCAUUCAGGUCGAACACCUACGCCUCACUACCCUCGGCCCAGCGCUCUGCCGCCGCACCUCUCUGCGCAUAAAGGCCUGUACAGGCAGUCGUCAGAGAGCCGCUACAGCUCUCUAGGUUUGAGACAACCGCUGUCACCUCAGUACAAGCGCUACCAGGGUGACUUCCACAGGCAGCAGGGGCAAUGGCAGAGCUCCGAGGACAGGGCAGUGAGAAACCCGGCCAUCCGGCGGGCACACUCUUUUCAUUCCCCACAGAUCAGUCAUUACGAGCUGGCGAACACAGAAAUCCUGCCGAUUGACUCCAUGCUUUAUGUGGAGCAGAAACUGAGCCCUGAAGUGCCAUAUCCAGAGCGAAUCCAGGCCGGCCUGAAGCCUGGACGGACACAGUUUGAGAACGUACACCCAGAACACCACUAUGGCCCCUAUUCCGACUCAAGUUCGGGAGAUCCAAGACCUCGUUAUUUCAUAGAUCCCCGUCGGCAAAGUGGCAUCCAUCGCCAUCAGACCUACACAGUCCACUCCACAAGGGAAGGUGAUCAGUCGGAUUACUACAACUACUCUCCACGCCACGCCUCUCCCGUGAAUAGGGAGCUUUACAUAGAAAGCAGAGACACUGUGGUUUAUGAGGCUCGAGAUGCAGAGGUUUUUGAAAGGGUUGUGUAUCAACCAGUUCAGCAAGAGAGACACAAAAGCACGUACCACUCCUUGUCUCCCUGUGAGGCCCCAGACUCACCAAGGGACAUAUUGCACACAAGGAGUAAGUCAGACCCCGGAAACGCCAACCUCCUCUCUGCCCACAACGUGGACAGCCAAACAGCCGUGGCCAUAUCGCCAACCAUCCCAAGAAUAAGGUCUCAGCAAGAAUACCCCGAGGUGUCCAGGCAAAGCAGGCAAAGCUAUGGCCAACGGUCUGGCGCAGAAUUUGGGCCGAUGAGACGGAUUCAUAUCAAAGAGGGCUACUCAAGGCAGCCACUCCUCCGCAAAGUCCCCUCGUUGCCAGAACGAGGCUGCCCCAACCUGAAAAGCAUCGAGCACACUCACCGAUGCCAAACGAGAGGCUUUGAACAGAAUCCAUCAGUGCUGGCUAGCGCUGCGAAACCCAGCAUCCUGAGAAGACCGGUGCGCUCGCAGAGCACCAGAGAACAUCGUCACUACUAUCAUUACCACUCCAAAUCUCCCCUGGAUCCCGAACAUCUGGAACCCUUCCCCACGCACCUCAGCAGACGGACUCAGAGCACUAAAGUCAAGCCCACACACUACGACCACAUGGAGGGGUAUUACGCCUCGCCAAGAUCUAAAUCCACCAGAUCCAGCAAAGCAGCCGCUGGAUAUUUACCUGGCCAGAGCUGCAUGUCUCCGCACGGACAGAGACUCCUGUCCAAUGUCCUGGGUCACGAGGCUUUUUAUCACCCCGCUCUUAGAUCAGAAGCUGGGGUCUAAGAGUGAUCUUAAACCACUGCUUUUAUAUCUGAUUCCAUGUUGGGGCCAAAGGACACCUGCACUUUAUCCUCAGGCAGACCGACAGACCGCUUUUUGUUUUUAACCUUUACGAGCUGCUAAAAGAAGUGUGAAGCGAGGCUGACGGUGAGGACUGUGCCGUUGGUACUUUUUUGUUACAUUAGCUUCCAGAAAAGUUUAACGGGAACAAACUGAUUGUUUUAACAUUUAACAUUUGGAAAUAGGUGUAAGAAGCAUGUUUGAGGAAAAAAAAAGUAUAUAUGUUUCGACUAUAUAACAAGGGAUAACAAGGUAAAUUCAUGUGAUUUAAUAACAUGAUUUUUAAGGAAUGUGUAUAAAAUAACUUUUUAAAAAAUGUAAUAUACUUACAGAUUUGGACAAAUAUAUUGGUACCCCUAAUAAAGAUGUGGAAAAGAAACUAGAAAAUAAAUAUAGAUUUUAUUGCAGAAGCAUAAUAUUACUCCACAAUACUAACCUUUAAUUAGGCCACAUACACAAUGUUCAAAGAAAUCACGGUUGAGAGGGUGACGACACAGCAGAACGCUUUGAAUUUCUUGAUCCCAACAUACGUAGACUGUUUUACACAAGAGCACAUCAGAAACAAGACACACAUCAAAGACACACAAUUAAGUUUCCACAAAACCCCAUUCAUUUCCUAAUUUUUCUAAACGCAUUUUAUUAAUAAGCCAGCAAACUUUGUUAGAAAAGGAAACAUUGUGAGAGCAUCUUAAAGAACUGCAACAAAGAGUCACUUGGAGUCACCAAGUCUGGACAACAACAGCCACUGGAAACUAUGUAAAGACUGAUUUGUUGUUGAAAAAGCUUAUUUAUGUACGUAUGUGGAGUUGCCUAAAUUUUACUUGGACUUUAACUGAAGCUAGCCUAGCUUGUUUCAUGCAUGGCUAGCAUGAAACAAGCUAGGCUAGCUUGUUUCAGCUUGUUUUAAAAACAAGCUACGUUAGCUUGUUUGAUGCUAGCCAACAAAUAAGCUAGGCUAGCAUGAAAGAAAGCAUGAACAAAAUUAAAAUAAAAUGAAACAAACUGACCUUGAGACAAACAAAAGACAAAUAGGAAGCAAUGUACAUCUGUGAAAACUACAGUGAUACUUUUAAAACGAUAAAUUCUCAAAACUAUUGAGUACAUAUUAAGAAUGUACUCAAAAUUUCUCUAAAAUAUUCAGCUUGAUUAUAUUCUGCUGCCCUAAAAAGAGAAUUUUAUUUUAAGGCUUUAAAUCACCUUUAGCAGGGGUACCAAUACGUUUGGCCGGCACUGUAUAGGAGUAACACACGUCUAACAUGUGGCCAACGUACUGUAUAUUUUUUUGUUUUCUAUCCAACAGUCUGCUCAGACUUCAACAAGCACUUUUCAGGAUAACUGUGUAUGAAACACAUUGUCUUAACAUGGUAUAGAUGGAGACAUAAAGCUUAUAUUUUUUCUGUAAGAAACAGCUUGCUCAGUCAUUGUUUAAUGCUAAAUGGCACUUUUCGGGGGCAAAAAUCGAAAGAUAACCUCACGGUUUCUAACUCUUCAGGGGUCGCUCACACAAGCUCUUCUUGUUUAAUGUUAUCUAAAAGCAGUGGGUGCUGUAUGAUUUCUGUUCAAGUCAAAGCUACCGUGGCUAAAUAUGCUGGAUUUAAGGCAAGUCAGCUCAUGCUUUUAGAUAUAUAUAUAUAUAUA